CGUCACGACGAAGUGACAACAGAAAUAUAUAUAAUGAAAAUGGCUUCAAAGAGCAGUUUGCUGUUCAGUUUCUCCUGCCUCAGGAAGUUUUUGGUGGCAUUUAAUUUUCUUUUAAUGAUUUUUGGCUUGCUGAUAUCAACACUUCCAGUUUAUUUUUUUGUGAAUAAAAUUCUUAAAAGUUGGCCAAUCAAUGGUGGCAUAAUUGCAAUGGGAGUUCUGUUGGUCGUUAUUUCGUUGUUUGGUUGCUACGGCUCAAGAAGACAACACCAAAUUAUUCUUUUCUUUUACAUGGUCAUCCUAGGAUUAAUAUGCUUACUGACGUUUGCGUUUUCACUCGCUGCUCUAUCGCUCAGCAAAUCACAAGAAAGGACAGUACUUCUUAGAGGAUGGAAAAGUGCUUCCAACGCAACUAGGGGUGAUAUUCAAACAUAUGGUAACUGCUGUGGUUUUGACAGCGGUGGUAAUACUUCUACGGAGCAUCCCUCUUGUAUAGAGCUACCAUGUUAUAAGACCAACAGCUGUGCUCCUUGCUAUAAAAAACUGGAAAGUGAUUGGUUUACAUCGUUCAGAAAAGCAAUAGGAGGCGUGGCACUUUUUGUCUCCAUAUUAAUGGCUGUUGGUAUAUAUCUAACAUACCGUUAUCGACAUUUUAAAAAUCCGACAUCGGAUCCAAAUGAAUAUCUGUGAAUUUUGGUCAGAAUAAAAGCAGAAGAUGAUAAUAAGGAGAUCUGUGCCCUGUGUAAAAACAAACAGCUUAAGUUGAAGACGAAUGGAUCUUGGCCGACGUUGUUUAUGUUUUGUGCAACCAGCUAUCUGACACAGUGAUACUGUCGAAUAGAAUAACAAACGCGUUAAUACCGGACGUAGUUUCGUUCCAUCGUACUGAACAUGUUUUGAAGUGACAUAUUAAAACCGAGAUCUAAGUAAAAGGAUGUUUUAAUAAUUCUAAGUUAUAUUGUACAAUGUGUUUAUAUAACAAACAAACGUCAAAUGCUUAUUGUAUUUUACACUAUUGUCUUAAACACUGAAAGAAAAAAAUAUUUGUUAA
Molecule: messenger RNA, 1048 nt
Organism: Hydractinia symbiolongicarpus
Lineage: Eukaryota; Metazoa; Cnidaria; Hydrozoa; Anthoathecata; Hydractiniidae
Product: tetraspanin-13-like
Exons: 6
Coding region: 34-687 (217 amino acids)
Cellular component (GO): membrane
Source: RefSeq, a predicted model, not a curated record